Molecule: messenger RNA, 773 nt
Organism: Salvia hispanica
Lineage: Eukaryota; Viridiplantae; Streptophyta; Magnoliopsida; Lamiales; Lamiaceae
Product: large ribosomal subunit protein eL24
Biological process (GO): cytoplasmic translation
Cellular component (GO): cytosolic large ribosomal subunit
Molecular function (GO): structural constituent of ribosome; mRNA binding
Source: RefSeq, a predicted model, not a curated record
GAAUAGGAAAUGGGCUUAAAACCCCAGGCCUUUGGUUAUCAGUUGAUGCAGCUCCUUAUAACGAGUUAGGGUUUCUGCAACUCCAGAAAACAACAUCACUGCGCGGCUCUAGCUCACCGAUUUUCUGCAGCCAUGGUUCUCAAGACCGAGCUUUGCCGUUUUAGUGGUGCCAAGAUCUAUCCCGGGAGAGGUAUCAGGUUCAUCCGCUCCGACUCCCAGGUUUUUCUGUUCGUUAACUCUAAAUGCAAGAGGUACUUCCACAACCGCCUGAGGCCUGCUAAGCUUACAUGGACUGCUAUGUACCGUAAGCAACACAAGAAGGACGCUGCUGCUGAAGCUGUCAAGAAGAGGCGUCGUGCCACCAAGAAGCCUUACUCAAGGUCCAUUGUUGGUGCUACCUUAGAAGUCAUUCAGAAGAAGCGUUCUGAGAAGCCAGAAGUUCGUGAUGCUGCCCGUGAAGCUGCUCUACGUGAAAUCAAGGAGAGGAUUAAGAAAACCAAAGAUGAGAAAAAGGCAAAGAAGUCUGAAAUUUUGUCAAAGCAAAAGGCUUCGGGCAAGACCAACGUACCCAAGGGAGCAGCUCCCAAGGGUCCCAAGAUCGGAGGUGGUGGCGGCAAACGUUGAAAAGCACUCCCUUGCUUCCAUAUAUUCGAUUGCUUUUGUUAGCUGAUUUUUGUUUUAAGCUCAAAUCAUUUUAUCUUGUACUAAUGCUGUUUGACAUUGUUUCAAUUGUUUCAAUUAGAAAUAGAGUACCUUUUCCAAAGUUUGGUUAA